Tripterygium wilfordii is the source of this 3110-nucleotide messenger RNA. RefSeq names its product probable disease resistance RPP8-like protein 2. The transcript has a single exon. Gene Ontology annotation, molecular function: protein binding; ADP binding. Gene Ontology annotation, biological process: defense response to other organism. The coding region runs from base 354 to 3008 and encodes 884 amino acids. The record is from RefSeq and is a predicted model, not a curated record. Lineage: Eukaryota; Viridiplantae; Streptophyta; Magnoliopsida; Celastrales; Celastraceae.
AGAAAAACAAAAACAAAACUUACUCUUCUUGGAUCUGGAAUGGUAGCAACUCAAACUCUCAAAGUGAUUUCUGUGUUCUGCAAAUCAACCCAUAGUUCUUUCUAAGAUCAGGUUGUGCCGUGCAAGGUUCAACAAACAGACUCUGCUUGGCUAUGGAGUAUUAGCAACUCAAAGUGAAUUCUGUAUUCUGCAAAUCAACCCAUAAUUCAUUCUAAGAUCAGGCUGUGCCGUGCAAGGUUAACAGACAGACAGACUGCCUUGCUGCCCCCAGUAGGCCAAUAGUAGAAAGAAGAAACAACCAGAUUGCAUCCGGUUGGCUUCCCCGACUGUGUGAAGAUAAAGCAUAGCCUAACAUGGCAGAAGCAGUUGUUUCCUUCCUUCUGGACAGGCUUGCCGAUGUACUUGAUCAGUUUGAGUUCAAGAUAAAUGUUCGCAGAGAAGUUAUGCAUUUGCAAGAUGAACUGAAACGCAUGCGGUGCUUCCUUAAAGAUGCUGAUGCAAAGCAAGAUGAUGAUGAGAGAGUUCGUAACUGGGUGUCUGAGAUCAGAAAUGUCGCUUACGAUGCUGAAGAUCUCAUUGACUCAUUUAUUCUCAAAAUUGAUUCCCUGAAGAAGAAGAACUUCGUCAAAAGGUAUGCUUCCUUUCAUAAAGAACUAAGAGAUCGCUCCAAGAUAGCAGAUGAUCUCGAGGCACUUCGUUUGAGAGUCCAACACAUUUCUGCCAGUCGUGAAACAUAUGGAAUCAGAAACAUUGGAGAGGGAAUCAGCCAAGCAAGCGAGACGCUGCGGAAGCUGAGAACAUCAUCUCCCCGCGGUGAGGACAUGGAUAUUGUCGGCCUGGACGAUGAUAUAGCUACGGUGGUGGCUCGACUAGUAGGAGAAAGCAGUUGGCAUGCAAUUUCAAUCGUUGGAAUGGGUGGUAUUGGCAAGACCACUCUCGCUAGAAAAAUAUAUAAUCAUGCGGACAUUGGAACUUAUUUUCCAUCCCGUGCUUGGAUUUAUGUGUCCCAGCAGUUCAAUGCUAGAGGUAUAUUGGCGGCAAUUAUAAAACAAAUUGCAUCCCCAAGGGAAAAGCUGGAAUUGCUGGGGGAUGAGGAGUUGGAGGAAAUGCUCAUCGAACAUUUAAGAAGGAGACGGUACCUGGUAGUUCUGGAUGAUAUAUGGACAACAACUGCUUGGGAUCACCUUGCAAAGGCUUUCCCUCGCAAGAGUAAUGGAAGCAGAUUGUUGCUCACCACACGCAACAGAAACGUCGCUCUGCAUGCUGAUGCUCAAACUGUUCCCUACAAUUUGAACUUCUUAAAUAAAGAGAACAGCUGGGAGUUGUUCUGCAAGAAAGCAUUCACAAGUACAAGUUGCCCUCCGCAACUGGAGGAGACUGGAGAAGAGAUCGUGGAAAAAUGUGGUGGUUUACCACUAGCCAUUAUUGUAGUUGGAGGCCUGCUUUCAAGAAAAAAGAAGUUUGUUGAAUGGGAGAGGGUUCUGGAAAAUAUGCACACGCACUUCGCCAGAGAUCCAAACGGAGUGACAGCAAUACUAGCUUUAAGCUACAAUGACUUGCCAUACUAUUUAAAGGCUUGCUUCCUUCAUUUAGGCCUGUUCCCAGAAGACCACUUCAUUUCCACACACAAAUUGUUCCGGCUGUGGAUUGCAGAGGGGUUGAUUCAACAUCAAGACGAAAGGAUGGAAGACAUAGCAGAGGAUUAUUUGAAUGAGCUAAUUGGCAGAAAUAUGGUUCAAGUGGCAAGAAUGAGCAUCAAUGACAGGGUCAAAUACUGCCGUUUGCAUGAUCUACUUCGAGAGAGUGCCAUCUCAAAAGCGAAAACAGAGAACUUUCUCGAGGUUGAUGAAAUUCAGAGAAUCACGCCUUCAGCUACAUCUCGUCGUCAAGCUAUUUAUUCAGCUGUCGACGAGAUAUCCAUAGGACGAUUAUCCAAACACCUGCGUUCCCUCCUCCUUUUUAUCAUAAAUGUUCGCAGGCAGAGUACUUAUCGAUUUCAUAAUCCUUAUAGAUCAGUUACUGAUAUAGAUUAUAUCACUAGAAGUUUCAAACUGCUUCGAGUUCUAGAGUUGGAGGGUAUAACAUGUGGCAGCAUUCCAAGCACAAUUGGAGGACUGAUUCAUCUGAAAUACUUGGGAUUGAGGCAGACCAACUUGCAAUCUCUUCCACCAGACAUCGGCUCAUUAACUAACCUGCAGACUCUUGAUAUAGCAGCAAAUCUUCAUCUCAUGAUAGUACCUAAUGUGAUAUGGAAGAUGAAAAACUUGCGACAUCUAUGUAUGUGUGGCAACAAGUACGGUGGGUGUCUACAAAUUGACACCCUUCAGAAUCUCCAGACUCUAUCAGAGAUACACCUUGACAGAUGGAAGCAAAACAAUUCAUCAAAUUUAACUAGUCUUCGAAAACUGGGACUAAGAGGUAACUUCAAUACAGACACCACUGCAAUAUUCAACUCAAUUGUGGAACUCAUACAACUUCAGUCCUUGUACCUGCGUGCUGAAGAUGCAGAGUUCCCACCACUAACACAGCUUUCUUCGCUUCGUCGUCUCGUGAAGUUGCAUUUAAGAGGGGAGAUUACACACUUUCCAAGCCUACAAGAGUUCCCUCCAAAUUUCUCCCAAUUAACACUCGAGCACACCAGUCUUAGCCAAGGUUCAAUUGAGAUACUCGAGAAGCUGCCAAAACUAGAGGUCCUGAGACUGAAAGCAAGGUCUUACAAUGGAGAAACGUUGGCCAUAUCUGCUAAUGGUUUCCCCCAGCUUGAGGUCCUGGAGCUGGACUCCUUGGAAUCGUUGCAGGAGUGGAGUGUUGAAGCAGGCGCAAUGCCAAGGCUUAUAAGAUUACGAAUUUUCAACUGCAAGGGGUUAAAGAUGUUUCCAGAAGAAAUGAAACUUCUCACUGCUCUACAUGAGUUAGAGAUCAAGGAGAUGCCGAAAGUGUUUGUAGACAGGGUUCGAGGGGGAGAUUUUCAUAAAGUCCAGCACAUUCCUGCUAUCAUUUAUAUAUAGUUUGUUUAUCUACGACAAUGGCAGCUAUCAGAAUCUCAGCUCUACAUUUUGAUACUAUUUAUAUAGCAUGCUUUAUCAAGGUAAUCUCCCUUUCUUUCUCAA